AUGGUCCUCAUAGGCACCGCCACCCUCACCGGGUCUCGGUACGGCAACCUGAACCAGGACUUUGUGGUGGUGGAGCAGCUGCUGACCGCGCGGCAGAUGAAGGCCCUGAAGCUGCCGCAGUGCUACGUGGCGGCCGUGCUGGACGGGCACGGGAUGCUGGGCGAGGACGCCUCGCGCGAGGCGGGGCGCGCCAUCGCCGCCUCGCUCCGCACCGCGCCCGCGCUGCACACGCGCGGCCUGGCGGCGCUGUCCGACGCGGAGGUGGAGGCGCUGCUGGGCGCGGCCUUCCAGGCGGGGCACAAGGCCGCGCUGGGCGUGGCCGCGCACGCGCCGGGGGUGUACACCUACCCGCGCGGCGCGCGCGGCGCGCAGACCUACGUGCUCAAGUCCCUGGACGGCGGGGACAAGGCGUACAUCGACCCCCACCUCGGCGCGCGCAUCCUGGAGUACGGCACCACCGCCACGGUGGCGCUGGUGCAGGGCCGCGCGCUGGCGCUGGCCAACGUGGGCGACAGCCUGGCGGUUGUGGGGCGCGAGGAGGGCGGCGCCUACCACGUGGACCUGGUGUCCACGCGCCACUACGGCGCCGACUCGGGGGAGCGCGCGCGGCUGGCGGCCGAGGUGGGCGACGCCGUGGCGGUGGAGAGCGAGGACGGGUACAUCAGCGUGCGGGAGGGGCGCAUGCGCGGCUACCAGCUGGCCAUGACGCGCGCGCUGGGGCACCGGCUGCUCAGCAAGCUCGGCGUGUCACAGGCCCCCUCCGUGGUGCGGCGCACGCUGGGGCCGGACGACCUCUGCCUCAUCCUGGCCUCCGACGGCGUGUGGGAGGUGUUCUCCCCCUCCGAGGCCGUUCUCACGCUGUGCGACCACCUGGCCGCGGGGCACUCCGCGCCGGAGGCCGCACUGGACCUCGUGCGCACCGCGGUGGAGGUCAGCGACGGCACCAACGUGGACAUCGGGGCGGACAACACCACCGCCGCCGUGUUUGUCUUUGACGACCUCCUGGACUGA
Molecule: messenger RNA, 1011 nt
Organism: Auxenochlorella protothecoides
Lineage: Eukaryota; Viridiplantae; Chlorophyta; Trebouxiophyceae; Chlorellales; Chlorellaceae
Product: putative protein phosphatase 2C 12
Exons: 2
Coding region: 1-1011 (336 amino acids)
Biological process (GO): protein dephosphorylation
Cellular component (GO): nucleus; cytosol
Molecular function (GO): protein serine/threonine phosphatase activity
Source: RefSeq, a predicted model, not a curated record